AGGAGAAAAAAAAAACGUAGCUCAUGACACCGAAAGGAGCGACCAACCAGGCGUACAGCUAAUAAAAUCAUCCGAGGCAACGAUCCGAUCCUAAAUUGGCCUCAACUGGGGAACCGCACACCUUUUACUCGCAGGUUUUUCUUAUCCCGCUCAUGCACACAGAUCCAUCCCACGGCUAAUGUUUUUACUGCUCUGUCGUGACCGGAUCGAUGCAAAUGUCACACGAUUCACUGGCUACCGCCAGACUUUGGCACGAAAACGUCAAUGUUUUGGCCGCCUUCGCGUGAAAAUUCGCGGUGUUCCGUCCUCCCGCCUCUCCGGAGGCGCUUCUCUGACAGAGCCGAGGCUCCGUCGGGCUGUUUUCAGCACCUGGACAGCUCCCCUCUCGCAGGGUUCCCCGCUGCGCACGUCGGGGAAGCCCUCGGCUGGGGAGCGCAACCCGGACCCCCAACUCAACUCGUCUAAUCAAGGGAGAUAAAGAAAAAAAGAAAAGAGGGUGGGCAAUUGACUCAGUCCUUGUGACUGCACUUAAAGCUAACAUGGCUUUUGAGUGACGAUGCUUCAUGCAUUCGAGCUGCAGCCUCUGGUUUUGCACCGAAAUCCGCACAGCGCAAGGGAGCAGCGAAAGCAGCGGUGGUGCUCGUCCAAUGCAAAAGUGCAGAGGAUUGCUGCAGCCUACACACACUGCGAGCCUGCCGCCGCUGCUUCACUCACUGAGCGCCACCAAGGGAGACAUUACUUUCUGCAGGGGAGCAACGGGAGGCACAAUUACGUAUCAACAAUAUAAAUCAAUCACAGGCACCCCUGAAUGGCUGCCACAGGAGAUUCAAGAAUUUCUGAAACAUGCAUGAAAGAAUCAAAGCAACACUCCAGAGACGAUCUGAGCUUCAGCCUAUCUGAGCUGCCUCUCGUCUCCUCUGGUUCUUCAACUCCUUAUUCAACUGUUUGAGCUCCUCUGAUUUCUCCUCAUUCAUCUUUGUUUAACAUGAAAGCGGGACCUCUCAGGUGAAAAGGUGAACUGCAGCUCGAAAACAAAAGUAAGGGGAAUUGUGUGGAGAGACUUGACCACCUCAUCACUUCCCAUCUCCACCAUCCGUCAUCAUGGCUAAUGCUGAAGAAGUGGAUCAGGAAGGUCUGUCAGACUUGGAGAUCAUCUCCCAGCCGGUGGAGGAUGAGAACCGGCUCCUGGCUCCUCCGGUCCAGCUGGUGAGCUUUGGCUACAGAGAUCUGCCCCUCACAGCUCUGGACCUCUCACUGGCCGGCUCACAGCUGCUCUCCAAUGCAGACGAAGAUGAAAACAGGGAAGGGUCCAACUGGCUGAAGCCUUGCUGUGGGCGUCGAGUGGCUCUGUGGCAGGUCUGCCUCUUCAGUGCUGGCUUCAACUGUGUGCUGGUGGCCUGUGUUAUUCUGGUGGUGCUUUUUCUGUCUUUGGAGUUGCUCAUAGACACCAAACUCUUACAAUUUUCCAAUGCGUUUCAAUUCGCCACCAUUAUCCACUGGAUCAGCCUUAUCAUCCUGUCGCUUUUCUUUUCAGAGACUGUCUUCAGAAUUGUAGUGCUUGGGAUCUGGGAUUACAUCGAAAACAAAGUGGAGGUGUUUGAUGGUGCUGUCAUUGUGCUUUCUCUGGCCCCAAUGGUGGCCUCCACAGUGGCCAAUGGGCCCAGCAGCCCCUGGGACGCCAUCAGCCUCAUCAUCACCCUGCGCAUUUGGAGGGUCAAGAGGAUCAUUGACGCUUAUGUCCUGCAAGUCAAAGUUGAGAUGGAACUGGAGAUCCAGCAGUGUGAGAAGACGAAGGCUGUGAGGGAAGAGCAGCUGGAGCGUCUCACUCAGAUCUGUCAGGAGCAGGCUUUUGAAAUCCGGCAGCUGCGGGCACAUCUGGCUCAGCAGGACCUGGACCUCACUGCAGAGCGUGAAGCAGCUAUGCAGAUCCACCACGCGUGGGGCAAGCAGGGCAGGAGCUUCCAGGUCGUGGAAGGUUUGACGCCUGGGGAGUCCGAUGAUGAGGGCGGGCAGAGAAACCCCCGGGAGCCACAUGCUAAUACAGAUGUAGUGGUGCGCGAUGACAUGAACAACUACAUUAGCCAAUACUACAGUGAGCCCAGCAGCGAUCCUGGAGCAUCUGGCAUAGGGGCCCGGGUCAUCACCACGGCAGCCAUUGACGUCCACCUUCCUAACAGCACCAACUCCGUCCAGUCCAAUCCAAAGCUUGCCAUGCAGCGGGUCGGCAGCGCUGUGAGCAACGCUUCCACCAGCAUAUCACAGUCCAGCGGCAGCCUGACUGUCCAGCCUCCCAGCCUGAGCAGCCACACCCCGGGUUCAUCGUUGACAGACUGCAGCAGCAGCGCAGCACACGACGCCAGCCUGACCUCGCAUCGAUGCUGCCCCGCUUCCUUCUCAGGCCAGGACCCCUGCAGGGACUCCAGUGCUGUGGUGCAGGAGCUGCUCUCCUCCCUCUCAGAAGACUCUUGCCUCGCUCAGAAGGGCCUGGCGGUGGACCCCAUCAACCUUAAGCUUCCCAGCCCCACCGGCUCGGAAAACGGCAGCCCCGAGCUGGACAAGAGAAUAAACCUGUUCAAUUGCAGGAACCAGGAGGAGAGGCGAGGCCGGGGCAGAGGGUGUGUCCUGCUGCAGACCAAGCCACUGAUCCACCUGCAGGGCAGCACCACUGAGCCGUCUCUGGAGGAGAAGUACAGACUUCUGGGCGCAGCCGACUCACCUCUGGGGCACAUGCCUGACACUUAAGCUACAUUUACACAGAAACUGAAGCUUUUCAUUUACUUUUUACUGCCAUCCUGUUUGGCACACGUCUAACCUUUUCUGAUAGGUCAAUCCUCUUGAGAGGAGCCACAUUAGAGUCAAAAAAUGGGCUUUAUCUUUUGCUUGUUAAAGCCAAGCCUAUUCAAACUUAGCUUGAGUUGCAGCUUCCAGCUAACUCUGAUGUUGUUUCGAAAUAAAAAAAAACAAAAUGAAAGUUUUUCGUCAAGGCCCUUUGUAAGUCUACUCAGUCUCAUCAGUUUUCUUUUAAUGGUUUUUUGAAUUUAAAAAAAGUACCCAGGAAUAGCACAACAGAGCCUAAAAUACCAUGGUCACAGGGAAUCUAAUGUGUCCUUGGACACAUUCAUUAUCAGGAAUUCUCACUUUGCAGUGGUCAGAAAUGCACUGAACUUCACAAGAAAUAAAACCAGCAAAGGGUCACUCAAGCCUAUACUGAACAAAAAAAAAAUGCUGAAGAAAUUUCAAGCAGUUGAACAAAUGUUUGCAAUUGCAUUUUCUUUUUUUUUUUGUUUUCUUCUGUUUGUACUAUUAAUUGUAAAUGUUGCUCAAGCUGUUCAAAUAGUUACAGGGUAUGCAAGACAGGAUGGACUUUUCAAACAGCCAAUUGUUUUUGCCUUUGACUUUUUGCUUUCCAUUUGUUUGAUUUUGGAACCCAUGGACCAGGAAUGAAAGCUGUCUCAUUGGCUUUUUGUCUUUGCAGAAAUCUUAGCGAGGGGAACGAAACUAAAAGUUACCUGAAUGGUCUCUUCACACGAAACUAGACCAGAGUGCUUGUAGCAUGAACCUUUAAACGAGACGUGCCAGAAAUGGUGAUCAAAUUCUUUGCACUUUAACGUUUACUGACAUUUUUGUAACCUUGAUACGAACAAAAUUGUUGCCAAUUGCAGGUGUUGUUCUUUGAAGGAAAACAGCAACAAAAUAAAAGUUCUUAUUUCCU
Messenger RNA from Gambusia affinis (western mosquitofish), 3712 nucleotides. Its product is annotated as transmembrane protein 266-like. Lineage: Eukaryota; Metazoa; Chordata; Actinopteri; Cyprinodontiformes; Poeciliidae. The coding region runs from base 1102 to 2742 and encodes 546 amino acids. The record is from RefSeq and is a predicted model, not a curated record. The transcript has 13 exons. Gene Ontology annotation, molecular function: voltage-gated channel activity. Gene Ontology annotation, cellular component: plasma membrane.